AUGGAUGAAGAUACGUUUGUCCAUCGGUACUGUCAUCAAAUACUUGAGGAAAUUUUUAAUAAAGCUGAAUUUUCAUUAGUUUGGGCAAAUGGCGAAUCUGAAAGUUCUAAAGAGAGACGUUUAUUAGAUGAUCACAAUUAUGGUAGGAAGCCAGACUUUUGGAUUCUCGUAAAUAUUGAAGAGGCUGACAGGGAACUCAUAUUUGGCGAGAUAAAGCCACCUCAUUGCACUAUCGCCUUACAUGGCUGGUCUGGAAACAUAUGGCAUAUUAAUUUAUGUUUGGCAUUAGUGUUCUGGGAAUUGACGAGCUGUUCAUCGCCCUUUGAUUAUGAAACAAAAAAAAAUGAUUACGAAAUCAUACUCGAAAUUAAUGAUGGUAAAAGAGAGAAUCCUAUGCUAAGUACAAAUAGUAAAUUUGUUGCACUUUAUCAAAAAUGUUGGAAAUGUGAACCUGAUAAAAGACCAGAUAUUUGCGAAGUGAUUUCAGUCCUUAAUGGUAUUGAUCCCAUUAAGUCUGAAAACAAUAAACUGCAGACGAACUUUAAUCCCAAAGAAAACGAGAAAGGUGCAUCGACAGAAGAAUUUGAAGAGACAUGUCCAAUUAUGAUAUAA
This is a messenger RNA of Rhizophagus irregularis DAOM 181602=DAOM 197198, 612 nucleotides long. RefSeq lists its product as uncharacterized. Gene Ontology annotation, molecular function: ATP binding; protein kinase activity. Lineage: Eukaryota; Fungi; Glomeromycota; Glomeromycetes; Glomerales; Glomeraceae. Gene Ontology annotation, biological process: protein phosphorylation. The record is from RefSeq and is a predicted model, not a curated record.